GGUGUGUGAACGUGAAGUGAUUAGUAAAAUAAGUGCAUACUCGGUGAAGUGUGAGAAUCCGGUUCGUAUUUUGCUCUGUGCCCGAGGGCGGGUGUGAGAGAGUGCCAGUCCUGCCAAAUCAGACACAAACGAGUGUGUGUUUAGAAACAACAGACAACUCAACUUGACAGAAAACCUACGAGAAUGGCCGAGCCAGAAGACAUUAGAUGAGGAAAAGCUGUUGGGUGUGGUUUCUCAAAAAUCUCAUCUAAAUCAUCUUAAUAACCAGGUGUGAUCAGUGUGAGGUGUGCCUGUAAUGGAAGGGGAACCUUUCCUAGAUCUGUGUCACCUGACUGAGGUGGAGCAGACUGUAAUUUUCAGCGUUCUGCAGAGAGAUGCUGAACUACGCAACAAAGAGGAAGGGAGAAUACGGAAACUGCAGCAGACGGUGUCAGAUCCUGUCCGGCUGCGCUCUCUCUCAGGUGCGUGGUUUCAUGAAGAGCGUGCGAAGAGAUAUCAGAAGGGAGGAGCUGAUGUUGUUCAAGCCUCAAUACGCCAUAAAAGGCGUGGAAAAGAUAUACCUUUGACGGCAAUAUUUACUGAAGAAACAGGUAACUCUUCUCAACUACAUGAGCAGCAAGAGGAAGACAAAAGUACAGAGAGAGAAUUGCAGGAAAAUAUAAGUGUAAGAGAGGAUGACAAUGGCCAGGAAGAGAAGAAAAGAGAUAAAGAAGAUGGGGAAAGUUGCAUUCCUGUGGUAACCCCUGAACAAAAAUCCAGGACUAAACACAUCACAAAGAAAAAUGCAGCAAAAGAAAAUUGUCUUAAAGAAAGUGUUGGAGAGUCUGAGGACGAAGAGAAGAGAAUUUUGCCGAGUACAUCACCAACUCUGCAGAUCGACUCAGAGGGAGACAUGGACUCUGGCUGCACUGAACUAGUAUAUACUAGGUUUGGGUCAGUUAGCAGCUUGACCUCCCAUCAUAUGAUGAAUGGUAGUUUGAUGAGCCUUUACAGUGUGGGCGAUUUCGGAGAUGUUGUAGUAUCAGGGCAGAUCCAGUUCUCGAUGCAGUAUGACAUCAAGAAAGAGGAGCUUCAUGUGCACAUAAAACGCUGCCAAGAUCUUGCGUCGGCCCGUAAAAAUCGAUCGGACCCAUACGUUAAAGUUUACCUUCUCCCUGACAACACAUCCCGCAGUAAGAAAAAAACUGCAGUGAAGAGGAAAACAUUAAAUCCAGUCUAUGAUGAAACCGUGAAAUACAGAGUGCGGAGACUGGACCUCCAGGCUCGUGUGCUGAGUAUGUCAGUCUGGCACAUGGAGAGAAUGAGGAGAAACCUCUUCCUGGGGGAGGUGGAAGUGAGGCUGGCUCAGUGGGACUGGAGCCAGACCCAACCAACCUGGCACAACCUCCAGCCAAGAGUUAAGUUAAGUCCAGAUGACAUCAUCAGCAGAGGAACCAUUCUGUUCUCAAUUAAGUUUGUACCUCCAGGAUCAGAGGGAAGUGGUUGUCCACCGACUGGUGAGCUCCAUAUUUGGUUGAGGGAGAUUGUUGGUCUACUUCCCACUAAACGUGGCGCACCUAGUACAUAUGUGAAAAGUGUGGUAUUACCAGAUGAGAGUGGCAUCAGUGGCCAGCAGACUCGGAUGGUGCGAGGAUCUGUCAACCCAGUGUUCAACCACACCAUGGUUUAUGACGGGUUUCAGUCUAGCGACCUUAUUCAGGCCUGUGCAGAGAUAACGGUCUGGAAUCCACAUCCCUCCAGCUGUCUGGGUGGAGUACGACUCAGCACAGGCUCAGGUGUGAGUUAUGGUCAGGCUGUCUGCUGGAUGGACUCAACAGAAGAUGAGAUUAGUGUGUGGUCAAGUGUGAUUCAGAGCCCCAGCAACUGGGUGGACACCAGUCUACCAAUCAGAACCAAUUUACAGCUCUGUUCUGAUUGAACUUUAUUUAACCUACUCACCCUGUGACUUUGGUUGUGUAACAUUCUGGAAUAAAUCACACAAAUUUUCCUCCAAUCUUUGACCCAGCUUGGAUGAGUUGAAGCUAGUUGGCAAAAGUCAGAGCCAGUUUGCAACUUUUGGAUGUUGGAGUUGACAGAUUUCACAGAAACAUUUUGUAGUAUUUAAUGGGCACAAACUAUGGUUUGUAGCUUCAGACUAUGACUCCAUUCAGUUACAGGAUAUCAAAUAUGUUUUUAUAUUUUGAGACAAUUUUAGAACACGGUGUAUGACAGUGUAUUUUAGUGGUGUAUAACAUGAUGUAUCUGACUUAACACCAUUCACAAGCACGGUAGCAAUCUCUACAGGACAGAAAUGAUAUCACCCUCUAUAAAAUGGAGCAAAUUCUAUAAGGGGAAUUGAAAAAUUUUGCAUUGUGGAUUUGUUACAAAAUAGUCCUCACACAUUUCUUUGAGUAUGUUUCCAAUUAAUAUGUUACAGUUUGGUUUAUUUUGUUGUCAGAUUAAGUGUUUUUGCUAGAAUUUGCUAGUGUCAUGCAAAUCUAGAGGGGAAUGAAAAUUUGUUGUUAAACUUUAACUCUCCUCUUAUGAGAAUAAUGGUAUUUUCAUCUUUCUGCUUGUGGUCUCAUUGUGAGAUUGAAGGUCAAGCCAUAAAUGUAAUGAAAUACUAACUGCUGAUUAAAACCACACAUUUUGUCUAAAUUCACAUUGCAUCAGUUUUACAAAAAAAAAAAAAAAAAACCUAUCAAAUCA
This is a messenger RNA of Cyprinus carpio (common carp), 2688 nucleotides long. RefSeq names its product synaptotagmin-like 1 (gene sytl1). The record is from RefSeq and is a predicted model, not a curated record. Gene Ontology annotation, molecular function: neurexin family protein binding; small GTPase binding. Gene Ontology annotation, cellular component: exocytic vesicle; plasma membrane. Gene Ontology annotation, biological process: exocytosis; intracellular protein transport. Lineage: Eukaryota; Metazoa; Chordata; Actinopteri; Cypriniformes; Cyprinidae.